CUGAGGUCUCAAACACGGUGAAGUGGUAGGCAUACGUCACUGCAACCAUCCUCACAUGAUGUCAGCUUGCAAGAUCUGUACACCGGGAUAUAUAUAAAAUGAACGAUGUACAUUAGUUACUCAUUCGUUAGUUUGUGCUCAACACGAAUACUAAGCAACAUGCUCAAAUACGUCGUUGUCUUGAGUGUGGUCGCGGCGCUUUGCGCUGGCGCACCCCAGCAGAACCCACAAGACGUGCAGAUCUUGCGUUAUGACAGCAACGUUGAACCCGAUGGCUACAACUUUGCCUAUGAGACCAGCGAUGGUACAUCCCGCCAGGAAGAAGGCAAAUUGGAUAACCCAGAUUCAGAAAACGCUGCUCUCACUGUAACUGGCCAGUAUUCUUAUGUAGCACCCGAUGGCAAACAUUACACCGUGACCUUCACCGCUGGACCUAACGGCUUCCAACCCAAGACCUCCCUUGGCCAAUAAAAAAAUAUAUAUUUAACAAAAUAAGUUCGCUGUAAAUACUCCUUAAUAUAGUGACUUUUAAACAAAAAUUUUGAAUAACAUCUUUCACCAACAAUCAAGAUCUCAGUCAGUCACCCAACACAUGGUCACCCGCGUGUUAACGAAGAGCAUGAGAGAUAAACUAAUGUUAAUUCUUGUGCCAUAAAAAUACCUAUGUACUUUUUUAUAUUUUUGUAAAAACACUUGUGAGUCUACUUUAUCCAGAUAUUAAAAAAAGUUAAUUACAA
Molecule: messenger RNA, 737 nt
Organism: Chilo suppressalis (striped riceborer)
Lineage: Eukaryota; Metazoa; Arthropoda; Insecta; Lepidoptera; Crambidae
Source: the annotation of a GenBank genome assembly